ACUGAAAACAUGAGCUUGAAGUUAUAUUACGAUUUAUUAUCACAGCCAUCUAGAGUUUUGUAUAUAUUUGUAAAAACAUGCAAUAUACCAUUUGAGAAAAAAAUAAUAAAUUUGGGAAAAAUGGAACAGCACAAUCCAGACUAUGAGAAAGUCAAUCCAUUUAAAAAAGUUCCUGCAAUUGAACACAAUGGUUUUAACAUAAUUGAAAGUGUUGCAAUUUUGAGAUACCUCUGUAGAGAAUUUAAUGUGGCUGAUCAUUGGUAUCCAAAAGAUUCAAAGGCUCAAAUAAAAGUUGAUGAAUAUCUUGAAUGGCAACACUUGAAUACCAGGCUCCACUGUGGCUCAUACUUUCAUCAGAAGUACUUAAUACCCAGAAUAACGGGUGAACCAAUAACUAAAGACAUAAUGGACUAUGAAAAUAGGAUGAUCGACUGUCUUAAUCUUUUAGAGAAUGUAUGGUUAAAAAAUAAACCUUUUCUGGCUGGUUCUGAUAUCUCUAUUGCUGAUCUUGUUGGAUCAUGUGAAGUGGAACAAGUCCGAUUAGCUGGAUAUAAUCCGCAUGAAGGAAGACCCCACUUAACUGCUUGGAUGAACAGAGUUGCGGAUAAGACAAAUCCUUAUUACCAAGAAGCUCAUGUCUUUAUAGAAAAGCUUUCAAACAUGAUAAAAGAAGACACACCAAGAAGUAAAAUAUAA
This is a messenger RNA of Dufourea novaeangliae, 696 nucleotides long. RefSeq names its product glutathione S-transferase theta-1-like. Gene Ontology annotation, cellular component: cytoplasm. The record is from RefSeq and is a predicted model, not a curated record. Gene Ontology annotation, biological process: glutathione metabolic process. Bases 10 to 696 code for a protein of 228 amino acids. Gene Ontology annotation, molecular function: glutathione transferase activity. The transcript is spliced from 4 exons. Lineage: Eukaryota; Metazoa; Arthropoda; Insecta; Hymenoptera; Halictidae.